ACGACUCCGACAGCCUCACUCUGGAGGAGGAAAGUGAACAGGGCGGGUCGGUCAACGUGGCACCAAAGGACCCCCCCUCCAACCCCCUGUAUUUACUAGUAACAGGCGUCUGUUUCCCAGCACUGAACCGUCCUGGCACACGGACUCUGACUAAAACAACAACUUCCCUCUACCUCGUCUAAUAAAUGCCAAGAGAAACACCAACACAAGCGCCAACAGAUACGGAUCGGCCAGAAGCGGAGACGAACGGUCGGACGUAAAGACACGAAGAACAAGAAAAAAAAAAAAAGCAACAAACGAGCGCGGAUCGUCGCCGUUGCCUUUCUCAAUGCAUACCCUUUGUGCCCGGGGAACGAUGAAACCAGAGAUCACCGCCGCCGUCGGAUUUCUGUCGAGAUUUCUGAGGGUAAAAGGACACGUAAACGAUCGACAGGUCCAAACAUUCAGCCAAAGCUUACAGGACAUUUUGGCAGAGCAAUAUAAGCACCACUGGUUCCCAGACAGACCCUGCAAGGGUUCAGGAUACCGCUGCAUCCGCAUCAACCACAAGAUGGACCCACUGGUGGGGCAGGCGGGCCAGCGCAUCGGCCUGACCAUCCAGCAACUCUACCUGCUGCUGCCCAGCGAGCUCACGCUGUGGGUGGACCCCUUUGAGGUGUCCUACCGCAUCGGCGAGGACGGCUCCAUCUGCGUCCUGUAUGAGUCGCAGCCCUGCCCCCCAGGAACGCCGGCCGGCGCCAUGGCCGGCUCCCCCUCAGGAAACAGCGGGCCAAUGAGCCCCAUGGUGGACAGUCACAUCAGCUGCAAGGAGGAACUGAUGGUGCUGGGCAGAACCAGUCCCUCCAAAGCCUACAAUAUGAUGACUGUGUCCAGUUAAAAAGGCACACCGUCACCCCCGGCCUACUUUUUUUUUGUUCAGGGUCACGCCAUGGCUGGUCAGAUCAUGUGACCAGGUCAGGGUGAGCCUUUUUAAAGCUAAGGUUAUGAAAUGAAAUAGUGAAAGAAGAAAAAAGCAAAAGAGAAAAAAAGCAGAGGAUGUGGCCUAUCGUCCAGGUGAUGGAAACCUUGUAGGUUUGAUAUUUUUUACCCUCUCUCCCCAUUAUCAUCUGUUCUGUUGUGUCAUUGGAUGAGCUGGGCACUCCAUUUUCGAGGAGAGGCUUUGUGGAAAUGGAACUGUUGGGGCAGCUAAACCAACCAACCAGGAACCGCUGUGGAGACUGGCUCCACCCCCUCCCCCCCUCGACUGUAAACAACAUGGUGAUCAGCUCCAUCUCUGAGGGGGCUCUCAUGGACUUUGCACUUUUCUUACUUGUGGUUACUAUGGGUACAUGUUCAACACCGCAAAAACACCUAAAUUGUAAGGAAUUUUUACCAGGAACUACCCCUCGAAUUUCAAAAUCCAGAGGUUAUUCAGCUUUUCAUAUGUUUUUGUUUCCUGGGUUUUGAUGGGGGAGUUGAAGUAUAGACCGAGCAUUUUCGCAGUCUGAGCUCGAGGUAAAGAAACGCCCAAUGACAGCAUCUCUAUUUUCUAUAAAAAAAAAAAACACCUUUUUGGACCACAGGGAAUUUUCUUUAUCUUGUAGCUGGAAAAUAAAAGAGCUUUGAGUCUUAACUUCUGCUCCCCCCUCGUCUACCAUCAGCACCGAGCUUCAGAAAACCCUCAUCUCGACCUGCUCUCGGCCUGUAUGUAAGUGCAAGUGGAAUGUGUUGUGACACCUGUUACCUAUGGAUACCAGUGUGUCCUGUUGCACUGUCGCCCUCCCAUCACCCAUGUAUGUGUAGCUUUCCGGGGGUGGAGGGAAGCUGGGGACCUGUCUCCUCUCACCUUUCCCUCAGUCAAUGAAUGUUGAAAUUCACAAUCAAGUUCCCAUGUUUUUUUUUGUUUGUUUUUUUGCCCCCUUUCCCUUCCACCACUGCGUCAUCUCCUGCAUCACCAAAAUUCAAAGUGUAGCAUAAAGGGGGGGCCUCUGUAACCCACUUUUUGGUCAUGUGGCCCUGUUAGAAUUGACAUUGAAUGCACUUUGACGUUAGAUUGUGUGGGAUGUGUACUUUUCUUUUUUUUGUUUUGUAGAGAAAAUCGCCUGCAUUCCAUCCAUUCGAAUGUCACCUUUUCACACCGUUUUUAUUGCCCUCCUCAUUUUUGGCCGUUUUGUUCAUACUGUAGCUCCCACGUUGAGGUAGACUGAACGUCUAUUGAAUCAGGAGCGUGCAACUCUGGAUUUCAAAAACCCUUAUUUUUACACUGUAUUUGAACAUUUCAGAGCUGUUUUGAUUUUUAGGUGGAGAGUAUUUUCUUGGUGGUAUGUUAGACGUUCUGUCAUCCGUUCAUUUGGCACUGUUUCGCUCUGGCAGGAUGCAGAGCUAAGCUGUUUCCCCCCUCAGACACACAGACGGUGAUUUGUGUUGCUGAUCGAGGAAAGUUAGCCUGAAAGGUCUGGACUAAGUGAUGACUGUGUGAGGCUUUGGCCAGAGGGAGGUCUGGAGCGCUGACUGUUCAGAGAUCAAUUUUAACUUGAAUUCACAAACAACACCAGGCCUUGUCAGCCUUUCUAUUUUCAUUUAGCUGUUUCCGAGGUCUUGCAGAAGGGAGAGACUUCUCCUCAUGUGUGCAUUGGAGGUGCAUUGCCUUACGGAAGACCUCAUUUGUCAUGAAUUAUGAGCCAUUUGUGAUUUUAAAUGUAAUAUCAGGCUUGCGUGAGCCUGCCUGGUUAAACCUGCUGCCCAGACCCUCACUGGAGGCGUCCUCCUUUCCAGCCUGGCAGCUUCAAAUCCUCCCCCCAUUACCUCUGCGGGGGUUCGGGGGGGUUAGAGUGCCUCAAGUGCCACAUAUCACCCCUCAGCUCAGACCUCCUGUUCAGCCAAGCCAGCAUGCUGCUAGCUGACCCCCUGUUGAUGCAGGUAGACUUAAUGUGACACAUAUCAUCAUCCAUCACCGUGGGGAGCUGGGUAAGGAAGGCAGGGACUGGGGGGGAGCUGGUGUGAGAGAGGAGGGGGGCCAGGGCCGGACUCUUUUUGUCCAGGGCAGCUAAAAUCCCUCCAGCCCCCCCACCUCUGGACUUAUUCAACAUCCCCCAUCCCUGACCAGAAGCCCUGGACGCUCCCUCAGCAGUGAUGGAUUUAAAAUAAAAACAAAACCAGCACACGCGCUUGGCGUGCUCAAGCUGCACUGGGGGAGGGGGGGGCUAGUGAGAGACGUGGAAACAUGGAUCACAGAUGAAGAAUUGAGGGUACGAGGCCAUUGUUUUCUGUUUUCAUCUCACUGGAUCGCGCUGCACCUGAUUACUGAGUUUGAGUGGCGACUUUGUUUACAUGCAUAUGAAAGGAUGUGAUGGCUGUCUGACGUACCCCCAGCUCCACUCCAGGUGCUGUGGCUGAGCAGUGAGCGGCGAGCCGGGAGCAGAUGCCGGGGCGGCUCUGGGCGUCGCUCGGGCCUUAGCCGCUGGCCAAAUCUGUCACGGCAGGCUGGUUCACUGCUCAUCUACCAGACCUAUGGGUGUUUAAGCUCCCCUAAGCCUGAGAGGAUCAUGGGUAAUAGAGCUAUAGCCUUUGACGCACUGCAACCCCCUAACCCCCCUUCCCUGCUCUCUGCUGAUACUCCCUUCAGCAAUCUGUGAAAAGCAGUGAUUCCAUGUUGGCCAGAUGGAGAGGAGCUCGCUGGGACGGGAGCCCAGAGCUUUGGUUUCCAUGGUGGACACCAGUUUUAAAAUCUCGCUGCUCCAUUAUAGCAUUUCUUUUUUUUUUUUUAUGUCAUGAGAUUUCACGAGAUUGGUCUAUAUUUCGGUCACGAGCGGAUCGUCUCGUCUCACUCUUCUCUCGAUGUAUUUUAUGGUCACACUGGUAGAUUUUCUCAUAUUUCCACUCUGCCAUCCCCAUUUUGCUCCUCUUCGUCCUCUUUUUAAGAGGAUUUUUUUUUUAGUCUGGUGAUCUAACCCACUUUUAACAGACCUUGUUUUUAGAGCUCCCCAAAAAAUUUUAAAAAGUAAAGUCCAAAUCCCUCUUCGACACCUUCUCAACUGAACUACCACCACCCGCAAAAUGGUUUCUCAGUAAUGUCGAUUAUUUAAAUGGCAUCCAUUCAGCUUGUGCGCACAUAGGUUACAGAAUUGAGAGUGCUUUUGAGUAAGUCGGAGGUAAAAUAGCACAUUAAAAUGCACUAAAUAUGUCAAGUUGAAGUCGUGACAUUUUGUUUUUGAGACGCGAGGAGUCUCUCCUGGAAUGUAUUGCCAAACUCAGGCCUCGGACAUUCAAUAAAUACCCUUGUGGAAAAGUUGUGCAUGUUAAGACAUGAAGCAGGAAGGGAACAGCAGUUUUGUUGUUGUUGUUGUCGUCAAAAGUUGUCAUUGAUUAGUUGAAUUAUUGCCACUUUCACAUUUGAGGUGUUUUUACAUAUUGUAGAAUGUAUUGUAACUGUACAACAAAUGGUAGAGUACAUAACAUUACACAUGGGAAGUGCCAAUAAUUGCUAUCCAGAGGUGUUUUUAGAUGUAUUCCUUUUUGUAUUUCAUCUUUUAACAUGGAUAACGCUUUUUCGUAAGUGAAGCCAUUUGUGAUGGGAGUGUUGGCAAGGACCAAAGUUGUUUUGGUAAAAAAAAAAAAACUUAGUUUCCAUGAUCUGUAAGUGUAGACGUAUCCUUUUGUUUUUUUCUUUCUUUUACUUUUUUCUGUUAUUUUUUUCCUUUUUUUUCUAUUUACCUACAAAACCAGAAAAAAAAAAUAGACAAAAAAAUCCGAGCUUACCCAAGAAGAAAAGCUGUCUAUCUUGUGAUCUCAUGUCAGUACAUCUUUAUCGUGUUCAGUUUCUUUUCCUUGGGUAUGUUGUGAUGAACUGCUGUAAAUUUGUACAGUUCAUGUAAAUUGAUUGUGCGGAAGUUGUACAGAUUUCUAUAUUUUGGAAGAAAAGUUUUUUUUCUCUGUAAUAAAAGAUUUCCUAUCUUGGCAUCAUA
This is a messenger RNA of Acanthopagrus latus (yellowfin seabream), 4943 nucleotides long. It is a transcript of the gene btg1, whose product is annotated as B-cell translocation gene 1, anti-proliferative. The transcript is spliced from 2 exons. Gene Ontology annotation, biological process: negative regulation of mitotic cell cycle; negative regulation of cell population proliferation. NCBI's taxonomy places the organism in Eukaryota, Metazoa, Chordata, Actinopteri, Spariformes, Sparidae. The record is from RefSeq and is a predicted model, not a curated record. Gene Ontology annotation, cellular component: nucleus; cytoplasm. Bases 329 to 877 code for a protein of 182 amino acids.